Molecule: messenger RNA, 4749 nt
Organism: Penicillium brevicompactum
Lineage: Eukaryota; Fungi; Ascomycota; Eurotiomycetes; Eurotiales; Aspergillaceae
Product: WD40 repeat-like protein
Exons: 3
Coding region: 1-4749 (1582 amino acids)
Molecular function (GO): protein binding
Source: RefSeq, a predicted model, not a curated record
AUGGGGUUAUCGAAAAUCUUUCCAUGCUGCACGCAGCCUCCUGAUGAGAAGGACCCCGAUGAAAGGCCACCUAAAAUGACCGAGACGACCGCACCAAGCAACAAUGCGCCAGCCGUCGGCCUGCCUCCUCAAAAAUCCCCUAUUUCCAUGACCUCGAGCGGACCUUCGAACAAUGCGGAAUCCCCAAAGCCGGGGGUUGCGACAAAGUCGGAAGUUGAUUUAGACAUCAGUAUCUCCCGGAAAGUUUGGAAUCGUGCCUAUGAAGAACUUGCAACAGAUGGAGCCACAAAAUCUCUCGUGGAGGACUAUAUGAUGGCCGUACAAAGGGCCAAUAAACCCAGCGAAGAUGCGUCCGAAUCUGAGCUGAGAGCGAACGUGGCGAGGAUGAAUAACGAAGCGGAGAGAGAAAAGCUCAUGAAGCAGACUCUUGAAUCAGGUCAGAAGAAGAUCUACAAGACGUCAAAGCUUACGAAUGCCGUGGGGGGCGCAUCGGGCUUCGUCCUGAAGUUCAAGAGCGUGAUUGAUCUGGCCGUUGGGACCAACCCCCAGGCUGCUCUGCCAUGGGCUGGUGUCUGCAUUGGGUUACAGUUUAUGCUCAACCCUUCUCUCGAGGCACAGGCUAAUGCGAGUGGCCUGGGCUAUGUGAUCUCCAGGAUUCAAUGGUAUUGUGAAUUGACAGAGCAUAUGUUGAGCAGGGAGAAUAUCGUCAUUUCUAAUAGAUCCUACGAGAAAGUCCUCGAACGUCUCGAAGUCACAGUGGUUGAGAUGUACAAAGCCCUUCUUCUAUACCAGAUGAAGAGCGCAUGCUCAUACUACCAAAGCCAAGGCUGGACAUUCAUCCGCAACAUCGUUAGUUACGAUGACUGGAAGGGCCAGCUGGAUGGUGUGAAAGAAGCCGAAAAGGCUGUUGAGGAUGAUUGCAAGCACUACAACAAGCUCAGAGCCCAGGGCCAACUGGAGGAUAUUGCUCGCAAUGGCAAGGGUACGCUGGAAGUUCUUACUGGUGUCCACGAGACUCUGCGGGAAUAUAUUGCUAGCCAAGGCAAGAUGGCUCGGGGCAAGGACUAUGACGAAUGCUUGAAGCAUCUAUACGUUGAGGAUGGCCAGAUCCAACUGGUCACUAUCCAAGGCCAGAAAGAUGAUCUGAUUCCAGAGGCAUGCGAGUGGAUCUUCGACACCGAAGAAUUCAAGUCCUUCGUCGACUGGAGUGAUAGUUCCCAAAGCCAAGUCCUAUGGGUUAAUGGGCCUGCUGGAACUGGCAAAACGAUGCUGAUGAUUAGUAUCAUUCAGAAGCUUUACGAUCAGUCUAAAUAUGCGCCGGGUAUCUCCAACUUCUUCUUCGAAGCAUCACAGACGACCAAGAACAGUGCCCUGCAUGGCCUUAGGUCCCUUGUAUGGCUUCUUCUGAUUCAGCAGCCCCAUUUGAUUUCCUACCUGGUCGAAAAGCACAAGAGAUCUGGAGAAGCUAUGUUCAAAGGCGAUUCCGCAUUUUGGCAACUCAUUGAAACAUUGAAAGAAAUGCUAGCCGACGAGAAGCUCUCUCCCGUGUAUCUUUCAUUUGACGCACUUGAUGAAUGUGCACCAGGAAAACCCUCCGAGAAAGAAUUGCUGAACCUUGUCGAAGCCACUGUGAGGGCCAGUGGCAAUGGGCCCACAAAGGUCAAAUGGCUUCUGUCAAGUCGUCCGGAAAUUGGCGUUUACAACAAACUCAAGCGUGCCAAGGAAGGAGCAGUGGUUGAGCUAGACGUAACAGUCCACAAAGAAGCAUUGGAGGUCUAUGUCGAACAAAAGAUGUCUCAACUGCGGGAGAAAGAGGGAUAUAAGCAGACAACUUUGGACAGAAUGUCGGCUGAACUCAGCAAACAUGAACAAACUACCUUCCUUUGGGUAUCACUCGUGUUCAAGGAGUUGAUUACUGGUGAUAUUGGACAGCAUGAAGCUGUGGCACAUGUCAGCAAAUUCCCGAAGGGCCUCAAUAAGACUUAUGAUCGAAUCAUGAAGCAAAUUGAUGAGCUCAAGAGCGAAGCUGACCGAGAAUUCUGCAAGAGAGUCCUGGAAGCCGCAUGCUUUGCAUCCAGACCCUUGUCAUUUGAUGAGAUCCAUGGCGCUGCUGGCCUACCUCCAGACCUCGACUCACCCUACAUUGUCACACGCUGUGGGUCCUUUUUGACUGUUCAUAAUGAUAUUGUUUACAUGCUGCACCAUUCAACUGGGGAGUAUCUCACUCGCUACUUUGAAGAAAACCACCCCGGUGGCUCCCCUCAGGUUCAUGAGUUUCUAGCCAAACAGGCUAUCAUUGCCAUGUCUGAGGGUUUGAAGCGCAACAUGUACAAGCUGGAGCCAGGUACAGAGUCAAACUGCCUCGGCCCUCCGCCAAGUGGAAAUCCCUUGGCUGCUCUUCAGUAUUCCUGCGAGUUCUGGGUUUAUCACCUUCUGCAAAGCAGUUCCCCUAUUUCUGAUGAUGGGCCUGUGCUUCACUUCUUGGAGGCUCACUUCCUCCACUGGCUUGAGAGUCUCAGCUUACUUCGCAAGCUUCCAAGCGCUCUGACAUCUAUCCGCGAGCUUUUGAAAAGAACAAUGACCACACAAAACAAGUGUCCAAAGCUUAUCGCCUUCUUGCAAGAUGCUGAAAGAUUCAUCAUGAAAAACCUGUCAAUCAUGAUGGUGGCACCGUUGCAGAUAUAUGGUGGCGCACUGAUUUUCAGUCCCACCAGCUGCCAUAUUAGCAAGAUCUUCCGCGAGAAAAAACUUUCUUUCGUCAGGAAUGUCACUGGCGUCACAAGAGACUGGGACCCCUGCCUACAGACUCUUGAUACUCCUGCACGGCGGAUUAUCUUCUCUCCUGAUGGCAAAUUAUUUGCUUCACAUUUUACCGAUUUCAAUAAUGAAUUGGAAAUUCUGCGAGUGUGGGACGUGACUCUCGGCGUCUGCGUCCAGGAAUUUAGGAUCGAGCAAGCGACAUUCCUGGACUAUGACCUCUACCCCAACUAUCACCCGCUUUACCCUGCAUGGCUAACCAAUAGUAAAGCUCUCAUCGCAGUUGUAAGCGCAUCGGUGAGAAUUUUGGAUAUUGCGACUGGGAGCUGCAGAUAUGAGAGUCUUCACCCCCACGUCGCGUGCAUGAAUAUGGAUCUUUCUCCAGAUGGUAAAUAUAUGGCGCUCGUUUUGGACGAUAAAGUCCAAAUUUGGAACACUUCCAAUUGGACCUACAAGCGGACCCUUGCUCAAGAUGGAGAAUACAAAACUUCAGCAGUUUGUUUCGCACCGGACUCCAAGUCUCUAGCCUCUAUGUCAUUGUUUGGACCAUUGAAGAUCUGGAAUAUUGUUGACGGGGCUUGCAAGAAGAGUUUUGAGCAAGACAGCAAGUGGCAAUGGGAUAAUAAUCUUGCAUUUUCACCAUAUGAUGGCCAUCUUGUACUUCUCGCUCGGUCCCGGGAUGGCCUCAUGUUCUGGGAUAUUGCAAGUGGAAAUCACAAGGAAGUCAAAUUCAAAGGUGCCACUGGUACAUUAGCUGCCUUGUCUGGGGAUGGCAAUACUGCAGCUGUAAUCGAUGAUCAGACUGUCUUUCUACUGAACCUUGCGGAUGGUGUUUGCACCCACAAGCUUAUCCAUAACGAGUCUCCCGGGCCCGUGGCGUUUUCGAAGGAUGGUUCUCGUCUAGUCACGGGCUCUGGUGUGAUACGAAUCUGGGAUAUAACCAGCCCCAGGGAGCAAAGUGUGACUGGCAUCGAUGAAGAAGUUUCGACAAUGUGCUUUUCACCAAAUGGCAAAAUACUCGCUUUGGGCUGCGCCAACGGUGCCUUGAAGCUCUAUGACCCGGCAACAAAUGAAAGAGCACAUACAGGGCAAUGCCACGAAGAGGCUGUCUGGAAUAUUGUUUUCUCGCCAGAUGGAGGUAUUAUCGCUACCACAGCAGGCAAAGAAGUACGGCUCUGGGACUCUUCAACCGGUCAGUGCAGAAGGCUUCUCCUACCCUAUGUUGAUGAUAGGUAUGGCAAAAAUCACCGCACCAGUCAUUUCUGCACUGCAUUCUCUCCCGAUGGUACAUUACUUGCUAUAAUCACAAGCGCUCGGAGCUUGGAAGCUUGGGAUACUGCCACGGGUGAGCCUCGAGAAGACUUGAAGUUGUUCGGUCAACCAGAUUUACGGUGGAUUGCUUUCAGCAAAGACGGCACCAUAUUUGCCACUGCAUCACGGGCUGUACAAGUCUGGGACAUUGCUACCAAGAGUCGCAAGCAAGAACUAUUGCUCCCGGAAAAUCCAAUGUCACCACAAUUUAAGCAUAGCGAAGAGUGGCUUACCUGUAUAGCGCUUUCUCCUAAUGGUCAAACUUUGGUCACUGGAUCUUACGUGAACGCAAGUCAAACUUCAUUGUCGUUCCGUGGAACCGACAGGGGCGUGGUCAGAAUCCCAAGAAUCAGAGUGUGGGACAUCUUGACCGGAAACUGCAAACAGAUAGUUGAUGUGGAUUUUGAUGUCUCAGAUCUAACCUUCUCGGAGAAUGAACAGUCCAUCAAGACGAAUAUGGGGGUAUUUGAAUUCUCUUCCGGGGUUUUAGCCAAAGCCCCCAGCUCGGAGCUUUCCCGGUCUACUCUCUACUUCGAUCACGCAUGGGUACGUCGAGGCCUAGAGAAACGUCUUUGGAUGCCGCCUGAUUACAGCCUGAGUAUCGCCGCUACUUAUCAAAACAACCUUGUUCUGAAAGGGAUUCAUGGUCAACUUGUGCACGUGGAUCUUUCCGACGAUUGA